AUGGUGACCUUCGAAGGAACUCAGGACCCUCAAGAACAUAUUGAAUCAUAUGGGGCUCACAUGGGAGUCAAUACUACAUGUGAGGCUCUUCUGUGUAAGUUCUUUCCUACUACCCUAACCGAGUUGGCUCAGUCUUGGUAUACUCCACUACCUUGCGAGGGUAUUGAUAGUUUCUCUCAACUCGAGAAGAUAUUCUUAGAUCAUUUUAUUGUCUCUAAGAGACAAAAGAAGUCAAGUAUUCACCUUAUGUUUGUUAUCCAACAAGAAGAAGAGUUAGUCUCCAGUUACAUCAAAAGGUUCCAUGAUGAAGUCCUGACCAUUAUGGACAUAAGUGAUUCUGCAACUGUGCCAGAACUCAUUAAUGGAUUGAAAACUCAUAAGUUAAAAUGGCAGCUCAUUAAGAAUGGAGUUACCUCCUAUGUUGAAGCAAUACACAUCGCUCAAAGGUUUGUUCAAGCCUCAGACAUUUUCGCACCUAUAGACUCUCAAGCUAAGAAGAAGAAGAAUGAUAAACUACAAUCCCAAGCUCAGCCACAUGCAAAACCUUACCCAAAAGAAUACACUGGAUACUCUUGA
Amaranthus tricolor (Joseph's coat) is the source of this 576-nucleotide messenger RNA. RefSeq lists its product as uncharacterized. Bases 1 to 576 code for a protein of 191 amino acids. The record is from RefSeq and is a predicted model, not a curated record. The transcript has a single exon. NCBI's taxonomy places the organism in Eukaryota, Viridiplantae, Streptophyta, Magnoliopsida, Caryophyllales, Amaranthaceae.